Talaromyces atroroseus is the source of this 2640-nucleotide messenger RNA. RefSeq lists its product as hypothetical. Gene Ontology annotation, biological process: regulation of mRNA 3'-end processing; transcription antitermination; transcription elongation by RNA polymerase I. Gene Ontology annotation, molecular function: RNA polymerase II transcription regulatory region sequence-specific DNA binding. The coding region runs from base 1 to 2640 and encodes 879 amino acids. The transcript has 3 exons. NCBI's taxonomy places the organism in Eukaryota, Fungi, Ascomycota, Eurotiomycetes, Eurotiales, Trichocomaceae. Gene Ontology annotation, cellular component: nucleus. The record is from RefSeq and is a predicted model, not a curated record.
AUGGCCGACGAACCACGCAGGUCGGGCCGAGCGACCAAAGGCCAGCAUAAGAAUCUCGAACUGUUACAAGAUAUGCCCUCGAAGAAAUCGAAAGCGAAAAGCCAGUCCAGGGAGAAGUCUGCGAAACCUUCCGCCGAACCAACACCAGCCCCGAGUGAGGAGGAAGAAAUCAUUCGAUGCAUCUGUGGCGAAUAUGAGGAAGAAGAGGAUGUUGAGAGGGAUAUGAUUUGCUGUGAUCAGUGCUCGGCAUGGCAACAUAAUGACUGUAUGGGCCUGGAGUUCCCCAAGGGCCAGGAACCUGAUCAGUACUUCUGCGAACAGUGCAAGCCUGAAAAUCAUCGAGAAUUGCUGGAAAAGAUGGCUCGUGGUGAGAAACCAUGGGAAGAAGUUGCGCGACGGCGACAGCAAGAGAUCGAGGAAAAGAAGGCUGCGAAGCGCCGAAAGGGUAAAAAGGGUGGCAAGAAGGGCGGUGCGAGAGCAAGCGAUAUCAGACCUGAAAGUAGUGCUCCAUCGACACCUGCUGCUGCUGCUUCAGAGACACCUGUUGCGCCAUCUGUAUCCGUAGAAAAGGACAAAACUCCGGCUCCCGUCCCUGAUGAGGCGCUUGGAGAUACAAAGCUCAGUGCUCAAAAACGAAAGUUUGACGAUCACAAGGAACCCUCAACGCCUGAUGUUGGUCCCAAACAAAAACAGCAAAGACUAUCAGAGCCGAGGAAGUCCGUUGAGAAAACAAUCAAAGCACAUCCUGCUGACUCUCGAAAGCCUAGCAUCGCUGGUCCGGAGCUUCAAAUAGCGGAGAAGCCUGAGGACAUCAACAGCCAGGCUCGAAGAAAAUGUGCAAGCUUUCUAAUAAGCCUCUUCAUGGACCAAAUCAACGUGGCACAGAAACAACGCACAUACAUUCUACCGUCCGGGAAACAAGCGGAUGAUGUUGGACGACCUCUUGGUCUCUCCAUUGAGCAUGCCAUGUAUAUGACUCUAUGCGGUGGAUCUGGUGAGCCGAACGAUGCCUACAGAAACCAGCUGCGUACAAUCACAUUCAACGUGAAAAAUAAUGCCUCACUACGUGAUCGCUUGCUCACAGGAAACCUCGCUCCCUCCACGCUAGCAACAAUGAGUUCUCAGGACAUGGCUAGCGAGGAACAGCAGCAGAAAGAUGCAGAGAUCAAGAGAGCGGCUGAGAAACAGCAUAUCAUCAUGAAGGAUCAAGGGCCGCGAAUCAGGCGCACACAUAAGGGUGAGGAAUUCAUUGAGGGCGAUGGCCAAGCAGGUACAUCGGAAUCGAUCUUCUCAUCAUCGACUGCCGUUCGUCGCCCUACUAUUGACGAGAAUAGUAUCACUGAAAGUCCAACUGGCACGAAAGGCGCCGUCGGUAGAACACAACCACCAUCCGAGCAUCUUCCAGCAGGGCAGCAACAUGUUGCGUCGAAUGGUGAUGCUAAUCGUGCUCACUCCCCCGGGCCGCCAACUCAGGAUGGUUUGUUUCCCGAAGUGCCUGCUCAUUUACACCAACCUUUCUCCGUAGGUGGCAAGGUCCAGGCAGACGAAGAUAUCGAUAAUCUUCUUAAAGACGAGGAUGUGGAAUCUCCCCCUUAUUCACCAAAGGACUAUCAAGGCAGCAGCGAUGUUUGGUUUGGAAAACUCGUCAUGAACCCCGUCGCAGAGUUCAGCUCCACUGGCAAACACGUUGCUGGUGCUGAUCUCAGUGGUAGAAUACCUUGGGGCCAGCUAGCACCAUCGACCCUUGUCAUCGAUGGCAGAAUUGACGUGGAACUGGCUAGCAAGUAUCUUUGUGGCUUACGAUUCAGCAACUCAACCGACGUGACGGUGGUGGCAAUAGCAGCUCCCCAUCUGCCAAAUGAGCGUGCAGAAUUCGACAAGCUGUUCAAUUACUUCACUGAACGUAAACGGUAUGGAGUGGUGGGAAAACAUCAGUUGGCAGCUGUCAAGGACACAUACGUUAUCCCAAUCGAUGCUGGUGCGAGUGAGAAACCCGAGUUCAUUCAGUUGUUGGAGAACAAUUCGCUUGAAGAUCCAACUCCCGAUCGAAUGCUGCUCAUGGUAUUUGUGGUCAGAACUAGCGAUGUCGUACCCUCCGAGCAAGCGACACCGUAUCAUCCUGGUCAGGACAAGGGCCUUGCAAUGGCCGCUGCCAGUCCACUGAACUUGACGCCUUUUGCUCAGAGUCAAGCACAGUAUGUAUCACCUUCACCCGGCACGCGGCAAGGCUCACAGUCAAUACCGCCCACGAACCUGGCCGGAUCACCGCCUUUGAAUGACAAGGCCAUGUCGCCCUCUUCUCAGCAGCUUCUGCAACAAGGAGUGAGUGCGGUGCCUCAGCCAAUUCAAGCGCAGCAGCAAGGACAGAUACCCUCGCUUCCAUCUACACACCCACAUCAGCCUUUGCUAGUUGGGCCUGCGGCUGCAGCUCACGUACUCGGUGCUCAAUCAAAGGCACCGGCAAUCCAAGAACUUUUGCAAAAAGCUCCAUCAGCGGACGUUGCACAGUUGAAAAUCGUUCGUGAAAUCCUCAAUCAAAAUCCGGCUGCUGCCAAUGACUAUCCAGCUUUGAUGGAUUCUAUCCAACAGUAUACGUCUUCUUCAUCUGGUAGACAAGCUCAGCCAGCUCCUGGGUUAUAG